Messenger RNA from Hirsutella rhossiliensis, 270 nucleotides. Its product is annotated as DASH complex subunit hsk3 like domain-containing protein. The transcript is spliced from 3 exons. Gene Ontology annotation, cellular component: DASH complex. NCBI's taxonomy places the organism in Eukaryota, Fungi, Ascomycota, Sordariomycetes, Hypocreales, Ophiocordycipitaceae. Bases 1 to 270 code for a protein of 89 amino acids. Gene Ontology annotation, biological process: attachment of spindle microtubules to kinetochore. The record is from RefSeq and is a predicted model, not a curated record.
AUGGCGACGCGAAACAUAAACACGACGCAGAACCUGAACCGGCAGAGCAUGGCGACGACGAGCGGCAGCGUCGUCAAAACGCGACAGCUGACGCAUCUGCACUCGCAGCUCGCGCAGCUGUCGGCCAAUCUGGCGGACACGGAGAACCUGCUGCGCAUGACGAGCGUCCAGGCCGAGUCGAUGAGGGGUCUGGGGAGCUGGCAUGCUGGGCUGCUCAUGGCGGCGAGCAAGGUGCUUGGGGAGGAGAGCGUCAAGGAGGUGGCGAAGUGA